Adineta ricciae is the source of this 582-nucleotide messenger RNA. NCBI's taxonomy places the organism in Eukaryota, Metazoa, Rotifera, Eurotatoria, Adinetida, Adinetidae. The record is from the annotation of a GenBank genome assembly.
AUGACAUCAUCUUAUCGACGCGAUCGUUCGUAUUCACCCUACAAUCAUACAAAUGACGAUGGUGAAAAUGGUUGUCGUAUUCAUGUAGCUGAUCUUUCGUCGAACUGCACAAAACGUGACAUAGAAAAAGCGUUUAAUAAAUGGUCAAUUAUUGAGGUCUGGCAUGCACAAGCUUCGUGUUUUGCUUUUGUUGUACUGCGUCAUCGCCAAGAUGGGCAACAAGCCAUCAGCGAACUUGACGGCCGAUGCAUUGGGGACGCACGUGUUCGAGUGUCCUUAGCUCGACCACGCACUCGUGGCCAUACGGGAAGAAAUUUCGAUCCAAAUAUGCGAUGUUAUCAAUGUGGAUCGCGAGGUCAUUUUAGUCGAGACUGUGGUAAUGAUCAACGUAAACACAAAAGUACAGGUCAUAAUUAUCGAUCUCGUUCACAUGACCGUCGACGCGAACGAUCUUACUCACGAUCUCGCUCGCGAACUCUUCGUGAUACUCGUCGAUAUAGUCCUAGGCGAACAUCGCCAUCGUCUAAUUACGAAAGUCGUGCGAAUGGACAUGGCUAUUACACAAGCCCACCGCGAACAUGA